AUGGUUAAUAUUCUUAAAUCAGAUGAUUCUAUUCAUCAGUCAUGGAAAGAAUGUAAUAAUUCAAGUAGGUUUAUAUCCAAGCUUUUGAAAGCUGGUAUCACAUUGCCAAUAAAAGACAGCAAUACUGGACACGGUUCAAAAUUUGUUGAAGUAUAUGGAAAAUGGUUUUGUGAAGAAUAUCUUGAAGAUUAUAAAUUUUAUAAAUUGGCAGUAAGUAUUUUGAAAAAUAUUUUUCUUUAUAUUGAUACUGCAAGUGGAUGUACAGACAUUAAAGUUGAAGAUGCAAUUAAUAAUGCGUUAAUGAUAUUGUAUGAUCAACCGCGUUUUGCCAAGGCGUAUUGA
Messenger RNA from Macrosiphum euphorbiae (potato aphid), 342 nucleotides. The record is from the annotation of a GenBank genome assembly. NCBI's taxonomy places the organism in Eukaryota, Metazoa, Arthropoda, Insecta, Hemiptera, Aphididae.